GUAAAAAUAAAAAUAAAGAGUCGUUCUGCUCAGAGGAAAUAGGCAGUGAAAUAAACGGAGGAAAAUCAGCAGAUUCGCCGGAUCAUAAAGGGAAGGAAGAGGAGUAAAAACGGCAGCAACCCUCAUGCAGGAAUAAGGGUCAUGUGGAGAACGGUGAUAGGCGCGAAGGGGCCGUGGCGAAGCAUGAUGGCGAGAUCGUUAGGGCUCACUGUGCAAAAAGCUGCGAGUUCGAUCGAGAAAAGGUGCGCCGAGAACGGGAGAGCCAGAACGAGGGAGCGAGCGAGCGCACAGUGAGCGACUCAUGGCGAAAAGACCAAAAGAUAAAGCGAAAAGCGAAAAAGGUCGGAGAAUAAAGGGCGAGAAUCAAAUCGCGAGAGCCGGAAAGGAGACCGGCACCGAGGGCCGGCCAAUGGAGCUCGAGGGCGAAGCACUUGUACUUGCUGGAGCUCUGUUUGAGGCUAAUCAGGGAUCACAGAAACAAACCCGAAUCUAUCCCGACGACUUCUUUUUCUGGCGCACUUUUCACUCGCCUAACCUCAUCCGAAAGGUGCUCGCUUUUCCGAACACGAGCUGCUGCUUACGGAGCAUUUACUCGCUCGCUCGAUCGCUCAAGUGGUUCGGGCGCAUAGAAAGCCGAGCCUGAUGCGCGAACUGUAGUUGACAGUUUGGCGUUAAGGUUCGGUGCACUGGGAACCAAAAAAAACUAUAAAUUUAUUCGUCGAGUAGCAACAAAUUUUCUUUUUAAUCAUUGCAAGUUGAUGGGGAACCCUCUUGAACGCGUCAGUCGGUCGGUCGGUCGGUCGGUCUGCUGGCAUUUGCUUACUUAGGCAUGCACCCCUCUUGCCAAUCCCGUGUUUUCGUCUGGCUUUUCCCUCUAAUCGACCCAUUUGUUUAUGCGUCGUGUUCGGGAGGUGAUAAUCUCAUGAGUGCUGACAUCUGUCUGAUGCGUACCCUUCCACGACCGGUCGCGAGUAAAAACAAAUGGGAAGUAUUUUUCUCCGUCUUCUCUCUUGCGUUCUCGCUCGAGUACUCUCUCUCUCUUCCCCUGUCUCUCACUCCGUCGUCUUUACGUCUCUCGUACGAGGCAUGUUUGACUGCCACUGUUGCCUAGACAGGGACGACCUAACA
Messenger RNA from Marchantia polymorpha subsp. ruderalis, 1128 nucleotides. Lineage: Eukaryota; Viridiplantae; Streptophyta; Marchantiopsida; Marchantiales; Marchantiaceae. The record is from the annotation of a GenBank genome assembly.